Molecule: messenger RNA, 584 nt
Organism: Rubroshorea leprosula
Lineage: Eukaryota; Viridiplantae; Streptophyta; Magnoliopsida; Malvales; Dipterocarpaceae
Source: the annotation of a GenBank genome assembly
GCAAAUAUCCCUAGAAAUUGGCAUAGCCCUUUUACUUAUUUCAGCCCAAAUUAACUAUAGGAGCAGCCCCUGGUUACUUUAGGAGCUCUUUAUAUAGAUGCGGAAAUGCAGCAUCCCUUUAUUUUCAACCAGAAAAUCAUCCACGACAAAGUUUGAUCGUGCAAAGAAGAAGAGAAGAGCAGCUGUGAGGAGGGGGCCAAUCCGAUGGUUUGCAGAGGCGUCUCCACGUGACUUGUGUCUUCUUGUUUUUUGUCCGAUUGGAGGUAUUUGGGGCCGUGGAUAUGAGAAGGGCUGGGUUUCGAGGAACGGAUGGGAGCUAGAGGCAGAACGGGGGAAGAAGAACUGCAGAAUAUACCGUUUUGUGUCUCCGUUUUGAAGUGAAAAGGGGGGAGGGAUUUCAAAAUAGAAGGGGCUUGAGUCAGUUUUAGUGAAUGGGCCGAAAAUGGGCUAAUUAUGGAUUUAGCUGAAAUGGGUAUGUAUUUGGAUUUAAUUUUGGGGUCUAAAUCACCAACUCCUUACAAUUUUGACAUUUGAUCCUUCAUCUUGAUUACUCCUGCAUUUAAGUCCAAUUUUAGUAUUUUCCU